Molecule: messenger RNA, 581 nt
Organism: Ichthyophthirius multifiliis
Lineage: Eukaryota; Ciliophora; Oligohymenophorea; Hymenostomatida
Exons: 1
Source: RefSeq, a predicted model, not a curated record
AUUAAGCUUUCUUACUAUUUAUUAUGACUCAUUAUUAAACUAAAUAUUCCUCCAAAAAAUAACGUUGAUGAUGUAUUUAUGAUUCCUAAAAUACCCACACAGCAUCCUUCACCAAUUGGAAAGGCUACUUCGCACCCAAAUUCAAGUAAUAGAGGUACCAUGGGUAUAAAAUACAUUCCUAUUAGUAUAUUACAGAUAAAAACAAAGUAUAUAUUUGAGGAAUAGAGUGAUAAAUGGAAAAAUAGAAGGGAUAUAGCACCUAAUAUGAUAUAUAUAGACAUUUAUAGCUUAUAUUUUUUAUAUUUGUUUGAUAAGUAUCCGCCUAUUAUGGAACCGAAAAUACCUCCUAUAGGUAAUGCACAUAGUAUUAUUGUGGAGUGUUGGCCGUCAAAGCCAAAUGGGGAUAUAUAAUAACCUACUGAAGUUGCUAAACCACAUAUAGAGCCAACUAUUAAUGCCUAUUAACCAGAUAUUAGAAGAUAAUUUUUGUUUUUUAUUAAAUGUUGAAGAUUUUCUAUAUAUCUUUACGGUAUUUUAUAAUAUGAAGAUGUUAUAUUUGCGGGUUAUUAAGGAGUAUUUUU